This is a messenger RNA of Schistocerca americana (American grasshopper), 3400 nucleotides long. Its product is annotated as inhibitor of growth protein 5-like. Gene Ontology annotation, biological process: regulation of DNA-templated transcription. Bases 170 to 1126 code for a protein of 318 amino acids. The record is from RefSeq and is a predicted model, not a curated record. NCBI's taxonomy places the organism in Eukaryota, Metazoa, Arthropoda, Insecta, Orthoptera, Acrididae. The transcript has 3 exons. Gene Ontology annotation, cellular component: nucleus.
UCAAUAGGAGGCGAGCGCGAGCGCUGCCUGGUCAGCUGACGGCGUAGCCUUCCCACCCGCCGACGCCAGUGCGUUCCGGCACAGCCUACGCGGCGCAUCUCCUGUUCACGCAGGAUUUCGCAGUACUGCGAGAGAACCAGAUCGUAGAGGCUUCGUCACAGAGCACAAAAUGGAUUGGAGACAGAUCUCGAGGGACGCGGGCCUGAUGCAGACGGCGACGAUGACGUGUGCGCUGUACCUGGAGCACUACCUGGACAGCCUGGAGCACCUGCCCAUAGAGCUGCAGCGCAACUUCACGCUGAUGCGCGACCUGGACGCGCGCGCCCAGGGCCUCAUGCGCAACAUCGACCGCAUGGCCAGCGAGUACCUGCGCCAGCUCAAGACGCUGCCGCCGCACAAGCGCAAGGAGCAGAUGAACACCAUCCAGCACCUGUUCAACAAGGCCAAGGAGUACGGAGACGACAAGGUGCAGCUCGCCAUCCAGACGUACGAGCUGGUGGACAAGCACAUCCGCCGGCUGGACGCCGACCUGGCCCGCUUCGAGGCCGAGAUCCAGGACAAGGCGCUGAGCACCUCGCGCAGCCAGCAGCAACAACUGCAGCAGCAGCAGCAACAGCAGCAGGAGGAAGCGUACGCGGGCAAGAAGGGCCGCAAGAAGCUGAAGGACAAGGAGCGCAAGAAGCGCGCGGGCAACGGCUCGUCCGAGGAGGAGGCGAGUGUCGCUUCCAAGGGAUCCCGCAAGAAGCACAAGAAGGGCAGCCUCGGGCUGGGCGGCUCUGGGCACGGGUCGAGCGCGUCGGGCAGCGGCGCCGGCCCGUCGUGCAGCGGCUUGGGCGGCUCCUCGCUCGUCGAGUGCAUCGACGUGCCCGUCGGCGUGGGGGGCGUGGGCGGCAUGCUGCCCAGCCUCGCCGCCAUCGCGCACCCCUCCGACGUGCUCGACAUGCCCGUCGACCCCAACGAGCCCACCUACUGUCUGUGCCACCAGGUGUCCUACGGCGAGAUGAUCGGCUGCGACAAUCCGGAUUGCCCCAUCGAGUGGUUCCACUUCGCGUGCGUCGGUCUCGUCACCAAGCCCAAGGGCAAGUGGUUCUGCCCCAAGUGCAACGCAGAUCGCAAGAAGAAGUAAAGCAAACCCACAAUGCUCCCAACCACUCCUUCCUCGGCUCCUGUGUACCCCGCACGAUCCACCCGCAGUUGCUGUGCGUACCACAUCACGCCACACGUUUCCCAAAAAAUGCACUGGCCGGACGUCUGUUUUCUUCUUUCGAUUGCCCUAUGUGUUUUACCCCUAUUUAUCCUUAUCUGAGGAAAGUGACUCUUUAUGUUUGUUCCAUUGCAGCUUAAGCCUUCUUUUACGUUAUUUGUGUGUUGUGAACUCGAAGAUAUUUCCGUCGUUGCCCGAGAGCGCUACACAGAACAAAGUGCUGCAAAAUCAUCAGCCGCGCGACAACUAAAGGUAAAUUCCGACUUUUGCCAUCCACGUAUUUUAUGUCCGAUCAUGAACAGCACGCAUGCUGUUUUAAUGUUUUAUCACAUUCAUAUUUCCCUUUCAUCUCCGCCCACACUUUUGCAUAGCAUAUCAGCCCGCCUGCUUUCGAAAAAAAUAUACUGGCCAGCUGCCAGUAUUCUUCACUCCAUUGUCCUGUUUGUUUUGUCCCUAUUUACUCAUUAGAUAUGAGAAUUCGUUUAAUAUAUACGGGCACCAUCCACAGUCGAGGGUAACAACGCCAACUAUGACACAAAAUAUUGCGCGCGAGCUAAUUACAAAGCUAAUAGAGAGCAUUCAGUGUCCUCGGUGCACUGCACGAUCAUGUAGGGUUUUCGCCGUGUCGCGCUCUUCGCCAACACAGAAAUGGAAAACUCGUUGUCCCCUUGAACAUUCAAAAUUUUAACCUAUUUUUCACAACUACCGCUUUUGUCACAGAUAAAACUUUUCCGCAUCGAUGGUCACGGCAGAUCGCCUACGGAAGAUCUGUCAUCGCCGUAGCUAGAUGCUAGAACAUACGAAUUUUUUUUUCAGGUUUUAUAACCCGAAAUUCUCUGUGAAAUAUGACCUCGUGUUCAUAUUUUGUAACUUUGUUACCAUUUUUCAGUUACUUCGUGUUAUAUUUUUGGCACAUAUUCGUAGGUGUACUGUUUCUCUGUGCAGACUGUUUCUUUCGACUCCCGCAAGCAUGCAACCCAUCUCUUCUGACGAUAUUUUGAAUCUGAACUAAAUGGUAACUAAUUGUCACGCUUUAAGUGUUCGAUGUCGUGUACUGUGGUGUUGUGCUAGUUUACUACUGUAAUUGAGCUGCGCUGUUUCUUCGUUGAUAAGUGUUAUUUUACAUGUCAAAAAUGGUUGUUGAACACAUUCUAUUCUGCUGGCGAACAAUCUCAAUUACGUGAGCUUCAUUCGCUUCUGCAUGUGAGUAGUUUGCAAAAAAAGUAUUAAUUUCAUUUCUCCACUGAUAAUUUCACAAAUAUAAUCGUUUUAAAUAUCAGCUGUGGAAUUUUAGACGAUGUAUUAAAAACAGAUGUGUCGACUGUUCGUUUCUAGGCAUCGGUUUGCAUCAAUUAUACUAAACAUACUGCAUUUUGUUUUGAUAAUGGAUGAGAGAUGCCGCAAACGUAAAAGUUUCAAAAUAUUUAAUAUAAACAGUGUCGGUUGCAAAUUGUCACAUUUUUAGAUAUUAUGAUCGUCAUUAAGUAAUCGAAGCUAAUUAUCAUUUGUGACGAUUUGCUACUGAAAGUGUUUAUACUAAGUGUAUUGAGUAUUUGUUUACACGAUUUGGUACUGUUGCUCUUCUGAAUUACUCGAGAUGUACCAUUUAAGUAGGACCUAUUCCACCUCGGUGCUGAUGGUUCUCAGUGUGUCAAUAAAUUCCUCAUAGCGAUCAACAGUUUCUUGAGCUAUAGAAGACGGUUUAGUUUCUACACAGAUUUCGUUGCAUUUACUGUUACAUAUAUAAAAUAUAUACAUUAAAUUAAGGUUCUUCUUAAAACUAAGGAAACAGAAGAAGAUAUUGAUGUUUUAAAUGAUAUAAAUGUAUUAUUGUGGGUUGUUAGAUGUGACAUAAAUGUGUAUUAAAAGAUCUUUUGCAUGUUAAUUGUUAAGAAUGAGUCAAAACUAAAAUCAAAAGUAAUGGAUGUACAUCUAUACCAAAGAUAAAUGUCUUUGCUCCAGUUUUACCCAAAGAAAUUCUUAACUGUAGAUUUAGUUUCAUAGCUUUAUUUGGAGGUGACAUGAAGGAAAUGAUUGAAGGCUGCUGCCGCAGCUGUGCUGAUGGAUAUUUUAAGUAAUUGCGUUGGUCAACUGUAGUGGUAUUAUUUACUUUUAAGUUCGUAUGUAGUUUAGAAAUAAAAUCUUAAUAUCCAAAUGCGUAUUUGUAAAAGAUGUUGGAGCAUUUAUUUUGUAAUU